This is a messenger RNA of Penicillium atrosanguineum, 525 nucleotides long. It is a transcript of the gene pin1, whose product is annotated as peptidylprolyl isomerase ESS1. Gene Ontology annotation, molecular function: peptidyl-prolyl cis-trans isomerase activity; protein binding. Gene Ontology annotation, cellular component: cytosol; nucleus. The transcript has 3 exons. NCBI's taxonomy places the organism in Eukaryota, Fungi, Ascomycota, Eurotiomycetes, Eurotiales, Aspergillaceae. The record is from RefSeq and is a predicted model, not a curated record. The coding region runs from base 1 to 525 and encodes 174 amino acids.
AUGGCCGAUUCAGGUCUUCCCUCCGGUUGGGAAGUUCGUCAUUCGAACUCCAAGAACCUCCCCUACUAUUUCAACCCCGCUACUAAGGAGUCGCGCUGGGAACCUCCUGCGGAUACCAAUACCGAGACACUCAAGCUCUAUAUGGCGACGCACCAUACCCCCGCGGGUCGCCCUGAGGCCGGUGGCCAGGGUGAGGGCAAGAUUCGCUGCAGCCAUUUGCUCGUCAAGCACCGUGGCAGCCGCCGCCCCAGCAGCUGGAGGGAGGCUGAGAUUACUCGUUCCAAGGAGGAGGCCAUUGAGAUCUUGAAGGGUCAUGAGCAGCGUAUCCAGUCGGGCGAGACCACUCUUGGUGACCUUGCCGUCUCCGAGUCCGACUGCAGCAGUGCCCGCAAGAAGGGUGACCUUGGCUUCUUUGGCCACGGAGACAUGCAGAAGGAGUUCGAGGAUGCUGCCUUUGCCCUCGAGCCUGGUCAGGUUAGCGGUGUAGUAGAGACUGCAUCUGGAGUCCACCUCAUCCAACGGUAG